This is a messenger RNA of Neolamprologus brichardi, 2029 nucleotides long. RefSeq names its product lissencephaly-1 homolog. The record is from RefSeq and is a predicted model, not a curated record. Gene Ontology annotation, molecular function: protein binding. NCBI's taxonomy places the organism in Eukaryota, Metazoa, Chordata, Actinopteri, Cichliformes, Cichlidae.
GACAAACAGCACUUGAACACUGGCUGUCAUUUAAGCCGUUAUUAUUUGCUGUUUUAGUUAAAUGUAGAUACUUGAGCUGGAAUACAAAGUGCGGUUUUGAUUGAAGUUAAAUGAGCGAGCUAAGUUUCUGGAGCUAACUUGGCUAACGUUAACUUUAGCUGAAGAUAACCUGGAAUAAGAUAAUGAUAACGACUGGCGUUGUGGUCAGAUGCAGCAUACACUCAGCUGGUGACUGGUCUGCAGGCUCUCCAUUUCUUCUCCCCGGAGUCAGCCAGCUUUCGGGGGGCAGAUUCCUGCGACCCUCUUCUCUUAAUCUGAGUCUUAGUCUGGGCAAAACUAACCUGUCAUUGGAGUACACCACCUGACCUAAUCUGUGUUGCUUGGAUCAGCACAGCUCAUCUCCUGACCGAGGAGAGCGCAGCGGCUGCACAGGAAUCACCUUCUUCUUCUUUUUUUUUUUUCUUUUUUUUUUAAAGAUAAAUAAAAUCCGGCUCCGCCCACACUGCCCCGUCACGAUGGUGCUGUCACAACGUCAGAGAGAUGAACUAAAUCGAGCCAUAGCCGAUUAUCUACGUUCCAAUGGAUAUGAAGAAGCAUACUCCACCUUCAAGAAGGAGGCGGAAUUGGAUAAUAAUGAAGAACUGGAUAAGAAGUACGCCGGCCUUUUGGAAAAAAAAUGGACCUCAGUCAUCAGAUUACAAAAGAAGGUGAUGGAGCUUGAAUCCAAACUAAACGAAGCUAAAGAUGAGCUCACUCUUGGUGGGCCCGUUACUCAGAAGCGUGACCCCAAAGAGUGGAUCCCACGCCCACCAGAAAAGUAUGCGCUGAGUGGCCACCGCAGUCCGGUCACCCGUGUAAUUUUCCACCCUGUCUUCAGCGUCAUGGUGUCAGCCUCUGAGGACGCAACAAUAAAGGUGUGGGACUAUGAAACAGGAGACUUUGAACGCACGCUGAAGGGCCACACAGAUUCAGUGCAGGACAUCUCCUUUGACCACACAGGCAAACUGCUCGCGUCCUGCUCCGCAGACAUGACCAUCAAGCUGUGGGACUUCCAAGGCUUUGAGUGCAUCAGGACCAUGCAUGGACACGACCACAAUGUUUCGUCUGUAGCCAUCAUGCCCAACGGAGAUCACAUUAUUUCUGCCUCCAGGGAUAAAACCAUAAAAAUGUGGGAGGUGGCAACUGGCUACUGCGUGAAGACCUUCACAGGCCACAGGGAGUGGGUCCGUAUGGUACGACCCAACCAGGAUGGCACGCUGAUCGCCAGCUGCUCCAACGACCAAACAGUCCGCGUGUGGGUGGUGGCCUCCAAAGAAUGCAAGGCUGAGCUGCGGGAGCACGAACAUGUGGUGGAGUGCAUCUCCUGGGCACCGGAGAGUGCCUACUCCACCAUCCUUGACGCCACAGGCUCGGAGUCCAAGAAGAGUGGGAAGCCCGGCCCCUUCCUGCUCUCCGGCUCCAGAGACAAAACCAUCAAGAUGUGGGAUGUCAGCACUGGCAUGUGCCUUAUGACGCUGGUUGGCCAUGACAACUGGGUGCGUGGGAUCCUCUUCCACCCCGGAGGCAAGUUCAUUGUGACCUGUGCAGAUGACAAGACCUUAAGGAUCUGGGACUACAAGAACAAGCGAUGCAUGAAAACCCUGAGUGCCCACGAACACUUUGUUACCUCUCUGGAUUUCCACAAGGCCGCUCCUUAUGUGGUCACCGGGAGCGUAGAUCAAACGGUAAAAGUUUGGGAGUGUCGCUGAUUUGGACCUUGAGAGGAUUGGACCACAACCCGACCACCCAGGCGCUCCUCCUGCCAUCCCACUUACCCUUUCACCUCCCUCCCUCACCUUAAACCCGAACCAUCUCCUCCCUCCUUCCCCUCCACCCCCGCACAUCUCGGUCCCCUUCUGUCGCACUUACCGCCAUGGUUAUUUACCCAUUGCGCGCUCUCUGGUCCAGUAAUUUUUAUUUUAUUUUUUUUGUCCUUCUGUGUAAAUUAUUCCUGGAUGUAGAUCGAGCUAUUAAAUGUUACACAAAAGUA